UUGACAAAGUUUUCGGAUUUUUAUGAGUAAUUGCACGUGAGAAAGAAAUUUUCGAGAUUUCAAUAUUCCUUUCGGAAUUAAAUAGUGGUCUCAGUUUUUUUUUCAAAUAAAAGAAAAAAAAUCUGUAAUAGAAAGUCACGUGAUGUAUUUGAAACGUGAUAUCCUCGGUGACACGUGACCACAAAAUACGGGUGGAGGACGUGUCGAAUGGCACGAAACACAGGUGAACGUGCUUUCAGGUCUUCGACAUUCUUGGCACGAGUGCGAUUCUAUCGUCAUAAAUAAAAUCGAAAUAUGAGCCUCGCAUCGGAAACCGGUGAUAACCUCGAGGAAAUAUACAUUUGGAUCGAGCAAAUGACAUUUUCCAGGCCAAAGAAAAACCUUGCUCGAGAUUUUUCUGACGGUGUUUUUAUGGCCGAGUUGUUAAAACGAUAUUAUCCUAGACACGUGGACAUACACAAUUACAUACCUGGGAACAGCACUGCAAAAAAGAUAGUUAAUUGGUGCACCCUGAAUCGCAAGGUACUUUCUAAGCUCGACAUAAAAUUGGGAAAGGAUGUAAUUUAUCAAUUAGCAAAUUCGCAACCGGGAGUUAUUGAAAAAGUGUUGACCGAUGUACGAAUUAAAAUUUUAAAAGAUUGCAAUGCCGACAGAGACUCUUUGUACUCUGCAUACGAGGAAGAUGAAAAAGGAGAGGCAAUCAAGUCGAUACUUAAUUCUGACGAGAUAGCGAAUAAAACUGUUCCAAGACAAGUUUUCAUCAAACUCAAACAACAGCUAGAGGAAAAGAAUGAAGUUAUAAAUUCGCUUCAACAAAAAGUGGUUCAUCUUGAAACUUUGAUGAAACUAAAAGAUCAAAGAAUCGCAGAUCUUAGCACACAAGUAAUAAAACCUACAGAGCCUUGUCCUACACCUAACACAAUCUCAAAAUUUCGUGUUAAAACAUAGUACAUUGC
This is a messenger RNA of Hylaeus volcanicus, 956 nucleotides long. RefSeq names its product sperm flagellar protein 1-like. Bases 295 to 948 code for a protein of 217 amino acids. Gene Ontology annotation, cellular component: axoneme. Gene Ontology annotation, biological process: regulation of cytoskeleton organization. NCBI's taxonomy places the organism in Eukaryota, Metazoa, Arthropoda, Insecta, Hymenoptera, Colletidae. Gene Ontology annotation, molecular function: microtubule binding. The record is from RefSeq and is a predicted model, not a curated record. The transcript is spliced from 4 exons.